UAUCAAAAACCCUCGACUCCCGUGGUGGCCAAGGGUUUUUCGCAGCUUUAGAGUCGAGAGAGAUAGAGAGAGCGAGAGAGAUAGAGAGAGCGAUAGAGAGAAUUGGGGAUUCGGGUUAGAGAAUUUCUCUCUAGAAAGUGAAAAAUGGAGGGCAUAACAGAGGCAGUGAAGAACAUCGACAUCACGGACUCUUCGGCCAUCAAAAGGAACCGCAUCCAAGUCUCUAACACCAAAAAGCCCCUCUUCUUUUACGUCAAUCUUGCCAAGAGGUACAUGCAGCAGCACAAUGAGGUGGAACUGUCUGCUCUAGGAAUGGCUAUCGCCACGGUGGUUACCAUUGCUGAGAUUUUGAAGAACAAUGGACUUGCUGUUGAGAAGAAGAUCAUGACUUCCACUGUUGACAUGAGGGAGGAUGCAGGGGGUCGACCCAUUCAAAAAGCAAAGAUUGAAAUAAUGCUGGGGAAGUCAGACAAGUUUGACGAGUUGAUGGCUGCUGCUCAAGAGGAAGGCGCAGAUUAUGAAGAGCAGAACUAAAGUGAAAUGUUUUCUGCAAUUAGAUUGGUGCACUUGCUGUUAAGUUUUUUUUUUUUUUUUUAAUCAUGGACAUCUAUAAUAUUGUUUCUUAGAUUGGCUUUGUUUAGUUAAUCAGCUGCCAUCAUAUUUCUUCUAGGUGUUUUUGUAAACUAUAUCCUUUGCUAUUCAAAAUUCAAAUU
Messenger RNA from Corylus avellana, 713 nucleotides. RefSeq lists its product as uncharacterized. Gene Ontology annotation, cellular component: nucleus. Gene Ontology annotation, molecular function: RNA binding. NCBI's taxonomy places the organism in Eukaryota, Viridiplantae, Streptophyta, Magnoliopsida, Fagales, Betulaceae. The record is from RefSeq and is a predicted model, not a curated record.